Lampris incognitus (smalleye Pacific opah) is the source of this 1827-nucleotide messenger RNA. Its product is annotated as polycomb group RING finger protein 3. The transcript is spliced from 10 exons. Gene Ontology annotation, biological process: regulation of transcription by RNA polymerase II. Gene Ontology annotation, cellular component: PRC1 complex. The record is from RefSeq and is a predicted model, not a curated record. Bases 187 to 936 code for a protein of 249 amino acids. Lineage: Eukaryota; Metazoa; Chordata; Actinopteri; Lampriformes; Lampridae.
CGCCCGUACAUUUUCGCCUCUUUGUUUUACUGAUAGUGGAUUUAACUCGGAUUCAACCCAAUAUCCAGCGGACUGCACUGUUCCCAAACAGGCUCCAGUGAGAGGCUCUCAAUGAUGUGGAGCUAACGCCGUCAUCUUCAGAACCACAAGAACAGCCGCGGCCGCCCAGCCAUCCGCAGUCAACACAUGGCGGCACUAGGGAACCCCGACAUGCUGACCAGGAAGAUAAAGCUGUGGGACAUCAACGCCCACAUCACCUGUCGCCUGUGUGAGGGUUACCUGAUAGAUGCCACCACCGUCACUGAGUGCUUACACACCUUUUGUAGAAGCUGCCUGGUUAAGUACCUUGAAGAGAACAACACGUGCCCAACAUGUAGGAUUGUUAUUCAUCAGAGCCAUCCACUGCAGUAUAUUGGGCAUGACAGAACAAUGCAAGACAUUGUCUACAAACUGGUACCAGGACUUCAAGAGGCGGAGAUUAAGAAGCAGAGGGACUUCUAUCAGAAGCUGGGGAUGGAGGUUCCUGGCGACAUCAAAGGAGAGCUGUGCAACAUGAAGACGCACCUAGAUCAGCGCAAUGGAGAUGCAAAAUCAGAGGACACAACAAACAAGGAGGCGGGAGAGGAGAAACCAGAAGAGGACAAUGACUAUCACCGUAGCGACGAACAGGUCAGCAUCUGCUUGGAGUGUAACAGCAGUAAGCUUCGUGGCCUGAAGCGAAAGUGGAUCCGUUGCUCGGCACAAGCCACAGUCCUCCACCUCAAGAAGUUCAUCGCCAAAAAGCUUAAUCUGACAUCAUUUAAUGAGCUGGACAUUUUAUGCAACGAGGAAAUCUUGGGGAAGGACCACACUUUGAAAUUUGUUGUUGUGACGAGAUGGAGAUUUAAGAAAUCUCCCCUCCUGCUCCAUUACAGACCUAAGAUGGAUCUGCUGUAGCAGGAACGGACACACAGUGGGUUGUUUUUGGCCCAGAGGCCACAGGACUGUGCCGAACGCCCUUUUUAUUUAUGCAGAGACGAUCAACACCAAGCAAGCAACCACCCGCAGCGAAAGUCCACAAAAGCCAGCAAACUGGGAUGGGCGGUGGGGGAGACGACACAGACUCAACAAAAGCAGCAGUUUCCAGCACAGAUAUUGCUACACUGGCAGUUUUUGGAACUGAAACAACCUCUUUUUUUUUUGUCCGCUGCAUCCUAGAUAUGUGAAAAAAAAAGGAGAGAAAGCAUAUAUUUAUACUUUUGUACAGAGGAGACACGUGGAACCAAGACACUAUCGGUGCUCUGUUUACACACAACCAAGAUGUCGGGGAAUCAUAAUUUUUCUUUAUUUUUAUUUUUAUUUCUAAUUUCAGGGGGGAGGAGACUUCCUUACAGACUUCAAUGUCUCUCCACCUGACGAUAUGACUGAGGAGGAGGAGGGAAGUUUUUUUUUUUUUAUAUAUAUAAAGAUGUUUUGUUCUGUUUUUUCACAAUACACUCAACAUGUCUUGGGAGCACAGAAGGUAUAUAAAAGUUAUAUUGCAAGACAUCGUUCUUAAGCUGAUUAUCAAGCUGUGUUCUUGUCUCUGAGUUUUAUUUUUUGGCUUCCUCUAAUUUGCUAUUGGGUUCUUUGAUGAUUGUCAAUUGUGAAUAGGCAAACAUUUUGUGUAGUAAUUUAUGUUCUAUAUACCAAUAUUGUACAUAAAAUGUCAUUACAAGAGAGAUUGAAGAGAGUAAGAGAGAGAGACUUUAGACUGUUAAAUAGAGCGGAUCCCAGAAGUGCUAUCUAUAUGAUGGGUUAUAUGUAUUUAGAAUGGAGGAAAAUUAGGUUUUUAAAGACAGACUCGCU